This is a messenger RNA of Lactuca sativa (garden lettuce), 812 nucleotides long. Its product is annotated as actin-depolymerizing factor. Gene Ontology annotation, biological process: actin filament depolymerization. Gene Ontology annotation, cellular component: actin cytoskeleton. Gene Ontology annotation, molecular function: actin binding. NCBI's taxonomy places the organism in Eukaryota, Viridiplantae, Streptophyta, Magnoliopsida, Asterales, Asteraceae. The record is from RefSeq and is a predicted model, not a curated record.
AAGAACCGGAAGUCCGGAACCCACACAGGCACGCACGAAAGGAAAAGUUGGCAAAGUUGCGUCGAGUUAACGCACCGAUCUAAAUCGAUUCGAACCGGAAUCCCACCUUCCUUCCCGAAUCCUUUUCCGUAUGCACUACCUUCUCCACUUAUAAAUCGUCAUUCCUGUUUUUCCUUGCGGUGAUCUCCGACUUCUUGAUACUGCAAUUUGGGGAGCGUAUACCGAAGAUCAGUCAUGUCGUUCAGAUUCCGAGGAGGGUCGAAUGCUUCUUCUGGGAUGGGUGUAGCUGAGCACUGCAAGGGCACGUUUCUGGAACUACAAAGGAAAAAGGCUCACCGAUAUGUAAUCUUUAAGAUCGACGAGAAGAAAAACCAAGUUGUUGUUGAAAAAACAGGCAGCCCUGCUGAGAGUUACGAAGAUUUCACAUCAGCUUUGCCAGAAAACGAUUGCAGAUAUGCCGUCUAUGACUUUGACUUUGUGACUUCCGAUAACUGUCAAAAGAGCAAGAUAUUCUUCAUCGCCUGGUCACCUGAAUCGUCUAGGAUCCGUGCCAAAAUGCUUUAUGCAACAUCUAAAGGCCGCCUCAGACACGACUUAGAUGGCGUUCACUAUGAGAUUCAGGCUACUGAUUCUACAGAAAUGGAGCUCGAUGUGCUUAGAGAACGCGUCUACUGAUUUUUCUUUAUGCACUUUUUAAGCUAGCCUUUUAGUGUUAAUCGGAUCUUUUUGUGUAGUUUGUAACACAUCGUUAUACAAAUAUGGAGUUUGUAUACAUGACAAAAUAAAACAGCUUGUAGUUGUACUCUUUUGCA